This is a messenger RNA of Phasianus colchicus (ring-necked pheasant), 3399 nucleotides long. The record is from RefSeq and is a predicted model, not a curated record. NCBI's taxonomy places the organism in Eukaryota, Metazoa, Chordata, Aves, Galliformes, Phasianidae.
AUGGACGACCCCAUAGAAGACCCCGUUCCCAUAAGCUCGUGGUUGGCGGCCCUACACCUGGAGCAGUACAGCGCCGCCUUCCAGCAGCACCGCCUGCUCACCGUGGCCGACUGCCGGCGUUUGGCAGAACCGGACCUGACCCAAAUCGGGGUUCUGCUCCCCGGCCAUCGCCGGCGAAUCCUAUUAGGACUUGGCAAAGCUUUUCCCCCGACCCCCGGAUCCCCGCAUUCCCAAAUCACGAAACCCAUCCCGGCGAAACGUCACGUUUUCCGCACCCCCCCUCACGACCCCCCCGUCCCCCCCCCCGUCCCACCCAGGUUGGGCUGCAGACCCCCGCUGACGUUCGCCCCCCCUCCCCCGUCCCCCCUUCGCCAACCCGUAGAAUAUGGGGUCGGCCCCCCCCUCCCCGCUAAGCGACACCACGAAGGCAAAACCGGGACCCCCGAGGACCCCCCCGCUCUGCCCCCCAGGACUGGGGGCCAGCAGGAAGGAGGCAGCCCCAAAUGCGCCGGCUGGCUGGACAAGAUGGCGCCGCAGGGUCACUACCUGUACCAGCGCCGCUGGGUCACCCUGGACUCCCAAUACCUGCGGUACUUCGCCAGCGAUAAGGACGCCUUCUCCAAGCGCUUCAUCCCCGUCUCCUCCAUCAGCCACGUGGGCGCCGUCGGCGACCAGAAGUUCGAGGUGGUCACGCAGGGCCGCCAUUUUGUCUUCCGCGCCGACAGCGACGGUGAGGGGGAACCGCGGCCCUAUAAACCAUCUGAUGCAAUGCAGCUCAAGCAAUGCAGCACAGCUGAUGCAGCUCAUGCAGCUCAUGCAUCUCAAGCAAUGCAGCUCAGGCAAUGCAGCCGACGCAGCACAGCUGAUGCAAUGCAUCUCAAGCAAUGCAGCUCAGGCAAUGCAGCUCGGGCAAUGCAGCACAGCCGAUGCAGCACAGCCGCAGCCGUGCAGGCAGGCAUGCAGCAGCGGCAGCAGCUGUCCCCGCAGGAGCAGCAGCAGGGGCUGGGCAUCACGUCCAUCCCCAUGGCGCUGGGCUCGGUGCGGGACGCGGAGCGGCGCAGCUUCCAGCUCAGCACCCCGUAUGGCAGCUUCAGCUUCUCGGCGGCGUCCCAGCAGGACAAGGAGGCGUGGAUGGCGGCCAUGCGGGGCGCGGUGGCCUCGGCCCUGGCCACUUAUGGGGUGGCCGAACGCAUUUGGGAACCCGAAGCCAACCGACUGUGCGCCGACUGCGGGGCCCCGAAUCCCGACUGGGCGUCCAUCAACCUCUGCGUGGUCAUCUGUGAGAGAUGCGCGGGGGAACACAGGGCGUUGGGUCCCAACGUCAGUAAGGUGCGCAGCCUGAAGAUGGACAGCAGGGUGUGGAGCGAGGAGCUGAUCCAGGUGAUCGGGGUGGUUGUGGGGUCGCUGUGUUCUGCCCCGUUGAUGUGGGGUCCGUCGGGACCCCGUUGUCGGGAUCCCAUUGAUAUGAGCCUCCACCGUGACCCCAUUGCCAUCACCCCAUUGCCAUGGAUAUGGGGUUCGGGUCCCUAUGGGGUUUUUCUGCCUAAAUGUGGGGUCAGGGUCCCCAAAUGUCCCCACCUGGGUUGGGGUCCUUAUGGGGUUUUGCUGCCCCAUAAUACGGGAUAUGGGGUUGGGGUCCCUAUGGGGUUUUGCUGUCCCAGCCAAGGGGAUUUGGGGUUGGGGUCCCUAUGGGGUUUUGCUGCCCUAAAUGUGGGUUUGCUUUGCUCAGAGCCCCCCUGCCCGGAUUUGGGGUGCGGCGCGGCGGAACCCUACACAGAGCCGCUGCCCUGCGUCACCCACUGCGGCUUCCUCUACAAAACCCCCUCCGUGGCAAAACCCCACAGCGAGAGGAGGGGUCAGGAAGAGUUCAGCCGGCGGUGGUGCGCGCUGCAGGACGGCGUCCUCAGCUACUACGAGAACGACCGCAACGCGGCGCCCAACGGCGAGAUCAAGGUGGCGGAAAUCGUCUGCCUGGUGAACAACCCGCCCCACAGCCACGGCAUCGAGUUCACCUUUGAGGUCUACAUCGAGUCGGAGAGGCUCUACCUCUUCGGCUCAGACAACCCCGACGGCGCCCGCGAUUGGCUGCGCUCCCUCGCCAAGUCCUUCAUCCCACCCUGCGCCGAGGAGCUUUUGGGCCACGACUUCGAGCGACUCGGGAGGCUGAUGUACAAAGGGGGGCUGAGCCUGGAGCGCCCCGAGGAGGGCUGGUUUGCUUUGGUGGGUUCCACGCUCCACGUCUGCUCCAGGGAUGGGCAGAAGCAGGAGGCCGUGCAGCUGAGGAAGCUGCAGGAGUUGUCCAUCCAAGGGGACAACGAGGUGCUGGUGCUGGUGGAGAGGAGGAGGUUGGACUACAGGGGUGGGGAUGGUAAUGGGGUGCCCCCCCUGCUUCCCCCCCCAUGCAGGGUGCAGCGUUUCGCGGGGGACAAUCAGAUGAACACACACAACCUGGCCAUUGUCUUUGGGCCCACGCUGUUCCAGACAGACGGACAGGAUUACAAAGCUGGGAGGGUGGUGGAGGAGCUGAUCGGGCACUACGUGGAGAUCUUCAAUGUGUGUGGGGCUGGGGGGGGGUUGGAGUGGCUGAUGCUUAUAGGGUUGCCCACCCCCCCUCCCCAUUGCAGUUGGGGUUUCACGGUGUUCCACGAGAACGAGAAGCACGACAGGCAGCAAUGGUAUCUGUGCUGUGACACACAGGCCGACCUCAGGGAGUGGUUUGCAACCUUCCUGCAUGUGCAGACGGGCGGCGCUCUCUGGCCGUCCCACUCUCUGAUUGGUCGCCCGUCGCGUCGCCCCGCGGAGGCCCGGCUCAGUUCCGCCCCCCUCAUCCGCCUGCGCCGCCCCGACAGCGUGAGUGGGGCGGCCCUAUAUGGCCCCAUAGAUCGCCCUAUAUGGCCCCAUAGAUCACCCUAUAUGGCCCCAUAGAUCGCCCUAUAUGGCCCCAUGGAUUGCCCUAUAUGGCCCCAUACACUGCCCUAUAUGGCCCCAUAAACCGCCCUAUAUGACCCCAUAGUCCACCCUGUAUGGCCCCAUAGUCUGCCCUAUAAGGCCCCAUAGAUGGCCCUAUAUGGCCCCAUAGUCUGCCCUAUAUGGCCCCAUAGAUGGCCCUAUAUGGCCCCAUAGACCGCUCUAUAUGGCCCCAUAAUCUGCCCUAUAUGGCCCCAUAGAUGGCCCUAUAAGGCCCCAUAAAUUGCCCUAUAUGGCCCCAUAGAUCACCCUAUAUGCCCCCAUAGACUGCCCUAUAUGGCCCCAUAAUCUGCCCUAUAAGGCCCCAUAGUUCGCCCUAUAUGGCCCCAUAGAUUGCCCUAUAUGGCCCCAUAGUCUGCCCUAUAAGGCCCCAUAGAUUGCCAUAUGGGGUAUUGGGGGGGAUAUAUGGGGUAUGGGGUUGGAUAUAGGGGG